AUGGCGGAGGGCCGGGUCGGAGACCAGCACCGAGCUCGCGGCGGGGCCCCAGGUCCAGGGCCGCCGGCCAAGGGGCACACGGAGCCGAGCGCCCUCCGCACGCCCCGCUCCUCCCGCAAAGCCUCCGGGAGGCUGGAGGCGGAAACCCCCGCUGGGGGCCGGGGCCGGGGGCGGCUCCCUGCAGGACGCGCCUGUGCCAACACCGGCGGCCACGCGACCUCUGUGGACGACACCAGGUCCCGCGGCGGCCGUUCGGCACCCCGUGAGCCGGCCCCUGAGCCCCUGCCCUUGAGGGACGCUGGGGCCGGCUCCCACGCUCGACCCAUGGCCGCAGCCUGCCGAGGCCACUCCCAAGGCCCCCCAAACCCCAGCCCCUCGGCGUCAGCCCACCCAUCCCUCCGCUCCCCCUGCCGCGGGGCCCUGGACGCAGCCUUCCCGGCCAUCCUGACGGCACCGGCCACCCCGUCCCUCCAUGGCCAUGCCCCGGGCUCGCCCAGCCCAGCCCUGACUCUCCGCUGCCCUGUCCAGCCUGGUCGGCCCCACCCGGCCGCCUUCUCCGUCGGCGCUGCAUCAGCCCAGGCGCUGCUGUGCAGUCCCGCCCGGACACCCCGGGACCCGUCAGCGGCAGAGGGGCGGGUGGUGGGGCCACUGCAGCAGAGACCGGCCAGCCGGGCCUCCCUCCGGAGGAAGAACGAGCGGAGGCCGAGGAGGAAGCUGCUGCCUCAAGUCCAGCUGCCACAUGCAGCCGAGCAGCUCAUCCCUGCCGCGCUGCGGCCUGACCCCCCCACACCCCGCAGCAGCAAGCGGCCCCGCAGCCGGGGCAGCCCCCGGCCGGACUCGGGGCUCAGCUGCCAGCGCCCGAGGGCCCGCGGUGCCAGUGGCCACGAGGACCGGACACGGACCGUGCGGGGAGCCGGCGUGAUGUCCGCCCAGGAGCUCGUUGCCUGCCUCUGCCGGGAGGGGGACCAGCACCUGGCCCUGGGGGAGCCCCCGCUGGCCACCGCCUUCUACCUGGCGGCCUUCAGCUGCCACGGCCCCUCGGCGGUGCGGCGCGUGCGCGCGGCCUUGGCGGAGGCCCGGGGCGCGCCCGUGGUGGCCACCCUGGAGGCCUGGUGCCGCGGGGACGGCCAGAUCCCGGCCAUCCACUGGGACGGCAUGGCGGUGGUGUCGCUGACCGGGGCGCAGGCCUCCGCCUUCCUCGCCACCCUCUGCCCGGACCACCCGGCCGCGGCCCUGCAUUCCCUGGCCGGCCUGCUGGCCCGCGGGCGCCACAGCGAGGUGGUGCGGCGCUGCUGCGCGCUGCUGGACGCCCGCUCCCGCCAGAGCCUGGAGCUGCGGCUGACCCGCGCGCUGGCCCGCGUGCUGUCCGGGGCGCAGGCGGCCGAUGGCGUGGCUGACUACCUGCAGGCCUUCGCCACCAGCGCCCGGCGAGCCGUGGCCUUCAUCCGCACCCACCAGCAGCCCUACCUCCCAGCGCUGGUCCGCGCCCUCCAGGACUACAGCUCGGGGCCAGGGGAGCCGGGGGCCGGUGCACGGGUCGGCGAGUGUCAGGCGCUCCUCACAGCCCUGGCUCCCGAGGGCACCUGGGGCGACGCGGCCCCCGCAGCUCUGCUCCACGCCGGCAGGUACGAGGACUGCCGGGCAGCCUGCAGCCGGGCGCUGGACACCCGCCCCGCCGGCGGCACACCCCAAGGCGAGCAUCUGGCCGUGCUGCUGGUCACCCGCGCGGCCGCAGCCUUCUUCCUGGAGAGCGGGGUGCACGACGUGCUGCGGGACCUGCUCGAGGCCUUCCGCCAGUGUCCCUCCGGGGCGCGGAGGCAGCUGCAGGCCGUGCUCUCCGCCGGGGACCUGGCACGCUUGCGAGCCCAAGCGCAGGAGGCCGUGGACUCCGGCUUCGCGGGCUUCCAGGAGGUCGUGCGGCGCCGCCCAGAGCUCCGCGAGGACUCGGGCCGCGAGCUGCUGGCCCCAGUGAACCAGGCGCUCCGUGUCCUGCUGCGCGUGGCCCCACCCGGGGCGCGGCCGGCCCUGGGCGCCCGCCUGGCCGAGUGCCUGCUGCUGGGUGGGAAGGCGGCCACUGCCCAAGCGCUAUGCGAGCGCCUGCUGCGGCCCGCGCGCCCCGCCGGCCCGGGGGGAGACGACGCCGGGAGCCUCGCGCCCCUCCUGGCCCUGCGCGGGUUCUGCGCGCUGCACACUGGCGACACGCAGCGCGCCCGGGAGGACUUCCAGGAGGUGGUGGAGCGGGGCCCGCCGCAUGCCAACAGCUGCGUGCGGGCACUGUGCGGCCGAGGCCUGCUGCGGGUGCUGGCGGGCAGCGCGUUCCUGGGCGCGCUGGACUAUGUCACCGCCUGCCGGCUGCACCCCGAGGACACCCUGCUGGUUGCCAAGGCCUACGUGCCCUGGAACCAGCGGGGCCUGCUGCUGACCGUGCUGCGGGAGGAGGGCCGCCGCAUGCUGCAGCGGGGCGCCCCGGGACGCCGGAGCAAGGGGGCCCAGCGGGACCAGCCCGCCGCGCAGGAAGGGGAUGCCCGAGGCGUGCACCAGCUGGCCACGCUCCUCCUGGGCCUGGACGAGGAAGAUGAGGCCUCCUGCCUCCUGGCGGCCGACGCCCUGUACCUCCUGGGCCGCCUGGCCGACGCCCACAGGACCCUGCUGGUGGCCCUGGCCCGCAGACCCCAGGCGGCCCCCGUGCUGGUGCGGCUGGCGCUGCUGCAGCUGGGCAGCGGCUUCUCCUACGACGCCGACCAGCUGCUGAAGAAGGUGGUCCAGUCCGGGGACACGGCCUGCCUCGCGCCCACCCUCGACGUCUUCUGCCCCGAGGACCGGCAGCUGCUGCGCGGCCACUGCCACUCGCGCGCCCUGGCCAUCCUGCGCGCGCGGCCGGCGGGGCCGGAGAGCGGGGCCCACACCAGGGAGGCCAUCGCCUACCUCUCUCUGGCCAUCUUUGCUGCAGGGAGCCAGGCGAGCGACAGCCUCCUGGCGCGCGCGCGCUGCUACGGGCUGCUGGGCCGGACGAAGACCGCCCUGUUCGACCUGGACCGCCUGCUGCAGGCCCAGCCGGGGCACGUGCCCGCGCUGUGUGGCCGCGCACUCCUGCGCCUGGCCCUGGACCAGCGGGAGGCGGCGGCCGACGACCUCCUGGCGGCUCUGCAGCUGGACGCGCGGGCCGCGCUGGCCGAGAUCCGCGCUCUGAAGCCCGAGGCCCGGGCCCUCGUCGCCCAGGGCCUCUGCUCCCGCUGCCGCGCCGACCUGGGCCAGCAGCUGGACGCCGGGGCCCGGCUCGGCCCGGAGGACGCCCAGCGCCUGCGCGCCGCGGGGGAGGCCCUGGUCAGCCUCGGCGGGGGGCGCCCAGGCCCACAGCUGCUCCUGGUGGACGUGCUGACCGCGGCGGGCAGCUACGAGGAGGCGGGCGCCCGCCUGCAGGAGGCCCUGCACCCCGCCCCGGCGUCCGCGGCCGCCCUGGCCCGGCGGGGCGUGCUGGGGCUCAAGAGGGGGGACGCGCCGGUGGCCGUGCGCGACCUGCAGGGCCUGGCGGAGGCGGACCCCGGGGACCUGGGCUUCCUGCUGCGGCUCCUGGAGCCCGCGGAGCGCCGGAGCCUGGCCCAGGUGGCGGCGCGGGAAGCUGCUGCCCUCCUGGAGGCCGGCCAGCCGGGGCAGGCGCUCGGCUACUGCUCGCUGGCCGUCCUGGCCAGCGGGGGCAGCGCCCACCACCUGCGGCUCCGGGCCGCCUGCCUGGCCGAGCUGCAGCAGCUUGAGCGGGCCCGGGAGGACCUGGACCGCGUGCUCCGGGAGGCCGCGGGGGACGCCGGGGCCCCGGUGCGGGCGGAGGACCUCUGCUGCCAGGGCCGCCUGCUGCUGCGCCUGGGGGACGAGGCUGGGGCCGCGGGGGCCUUCGCCCAGGCCCUCCAGCUGGCGCCCGGCCCCGCCCGGGGCAGCCUGUGGGAGCGACCCGGCCGGGCCCCCACGGCCCGCGUGCUCCUGCGCCACGGCCAGCGCUGCCUGGAGGAAGGACGCUUGGCCGAGGCCUGGGGGGCGGCCCAGAGCGGCCUCCUGGCCGACCCGCGGCACCGUGGCCUGAAGAGGCUGAAGGCAAGGAUCUGCAGGGCGGCGUCCCCGGGCUGCCGGCUGCACUGACCGGGCCUCCCGGGCCUCCUUCCCGGGCCCCUUCCUGGCCCCGAAGCCGCCGCCUGCAGGGCCUGCCCUUCCCCGCGAGGACGGAACUCCCGAGCCGGGUGGUCACUCUGGCCGCCACCUCCUCUGCUGCCCGCCGAGCCGCCUGCCACUGGGCUCCUCCUGGCCACUGGCCGGUGGCCCAGUCCGCACCCGCCCCUCACGGAGGCCCCGUGCCCAGCCGCUGCCAGGCCCGGCCCGGAAGCUGCGCGAGGUCGGGACGCGCCCAGCUCGAGAAGAAGGGGUGGGGAGGCCAAGGCGGCCUCGGGGAGCACAAGUCAAUAAAGUUGGAGUGGAGGCGUGGAGGCGUGGCGGGCGGUAAAUGCAUCCGGGGCACCGCGCGCCGGGAACAACGAGGGGACCCCGACAGCCAGUGCAGUCGUGCGAGGCCCGAAAUGACACUCGUCAGUCCCACCAGCCUGAGGCGCUCUCGGGGGCCCCCCCACUCCUCAUGGACAUCCCGGCCGGAGCCGAUGAGUCGGGGUCAGCCUGGUGGCGCCUGCUCCGUCCACUUCAGCCACAACCGGCCUGGAGGACAGGCUUUCCUGCUCGCGGUCUGCAGGGGAUGAGGGGCGCCCGCGCUGUGAGG
This is a messenger RNA of Talpa occidentalis (Iberian mole), 4756 nucleotides long. It is a transcript of the gene TTC34, whose product is annotated as tetratricopeptide repeat domain 34. The record is from RefSeq and is a predicted model, not a curated record. Lineage: Eukaryota; Metazoa; Chordata; Mammalia; Eulipotyphla; Talpidae. Gene Ontology annotation, molecular function: protein binding.